Molecule: messenger RNA, 2316 nt
Organism: Trichosporon asahii var. asahii CBS 2479
Lineage: Eukaryota; Fungi; Basidiomycota; Tremellomycetes; Trichosporonales; Trichosporonaceae
Exons: 4
Coding region: 1-2316 (771 amino acids)
Biological process (GO): peptidyl-arginine N-methylation; regulation of DNA-templated transcription
Cellular component (GO): cytosol; nucleus
Source: RefSeq, a predicted model, not a curated record
AUGGCCCGCCUCCCGAUCGCGGUGGUCCCGAAAGAGGUGCCGGGGCUGCCGACACAGCCGCACCCGUCGCCCUCGCCGCUCCAGCAGUUGAUCGCGCACACCGUCGCCGCGACAGACUAUGAUGCUGUCUGUGUCCCCCUCACAAACGGCCUGUGGCAGGACCGGUGGGAGCGCCUGUGUCUGCGCCCCGCCGACGACGACGACAGCCUCAGCUUGGAUAGUGCGAGCAGCCCAUGGCCGCAACGGCUCGACACCGACCGCGAGGCGGACGAGUGGAGGAAAGAACCGAGCCUGAACCGCGACGAAUGCAACAUCACACGCCUCGAGGAGAGCCAGGGCGUCAUUGCCCUCGCGAGCGAGUGGCUCGAGAUCGACUCGCCAGACGAGGGCAUCCGCUUCGACUCUGAACUGAGUUCAAUUCCCGGCGCCGCGCCCGUCGCCGGGUGGGUCGUUAGAAAGAACGCUGACAACCAGGGACUCCGUGCCGAGAUGCAGCAUGCGCUCUACCUGGCGCUGCCGGUGCUUGUUCUGCCUGCGCCGCAAUUGGCGAACCGGGCAUGGCUGCCGUCUCUCCGACCCGCUGGAGCUGGUGCCGGGGCCGGCGGUCGAGGGUCCCGCGCGGCCACAACAUCACCGGCGCAUCUCAUCCUUAUCCUCGCGACCGCCGAGCAUCCACCAGGCGCAGCUGAGCAUUUCGCAGCUGACGCAGCUCGCAAACCCGAACGGCAACGGCGCGCCAAACGGCACCGGAGCGGCCGGCGCGCGCAUCGUGCCGACGACGAGCCAGAACUCGGGCAUCAGCUCGAAGAGCAUGACGCACAGCGCACUCGCAGGCGACCCAUCGUCGACGUGGGAGAUGUGGGAUGCGAUCCGGAGUCUCUGCGGUUACAACCCGCGGUUGACCGUGCUGCUGGACCUGAGCACGCCGCUGCCGCCGAGUGUGGCUUCAUCCCGAACGCCAAGGGCUACCCUGUGCUGAGCAAGGCGUGCCAGGCGUUCCUGCGCGGCCUGACGCGGCAAACGCCCACCCUCGUCCUCAGCGACACGGACACGCACCGACACCCCUCGGGCGGACCCAACGCCUACCUCCAGUACGUGCGGCACAUUACGUCGCAGGGCGCGCCCGCGUCGACGAUCAGCCCGCAAGGGCCCGCAGAGGUUGCGGGCGGCUACGGCGACUUCCUGCAGGCGCCGCUGCAGCCGCUGAUGGACGACCUGGGGGCGGCGACGUACGACGUCUUCGAGCGCGAUCCAGUCAAGUAUGCGCAGUACGAGGAGGCGAUCUACCUCGCUGUCAUUGACAAGAUUGCGGUCGCCGAGGCGGCGGGGCUGAUGGCCGACCUCGUCAUUGUCAUUGCCGGCGCAGGCCGAGGCCCCCUCGUGACCUGCACGCUGGCGGCGCUGGAGCGCGCCAAGCGUCCUGCGCGCGUGUACGCGGUCGAGAAGAACCCAAACGCCUUCACAACGCUGCAGGAGCGCAAGGCGAUCGAGUGGGGCGACAGCGUCGACAUUCUCUUUGGCGACAUGCGCGAGCUCCCCGUGCCCGAGCUCGCGGACAUUCUCGUGUCCGAGCUCCUGGGCUCGUUUGGCGACAACGAGCUGUCCCCCGAGUGCAUAGACGGCGGCAUGCGUUUCCUGAAACCGGACGGCAUCAGCAUCCCCAUAAGCUACACGGCGCACCUUGCUCCAUUGGCCAGCGCCAAAUUGCACCAGGACGUCAUGAGCCGCAAGGACGGCGCGGCAGAGGUGCCCUAUGUCGUCAUGAUGCAGAAUGUCAACCUGCUCUCGGGCGACGGGGGCGGUGCGUCUGGCCGCUGUGGAGAGCGCAUCCAGCAGUGCUGGCAGUUUGAGCAUCCGCGGCGGGACCUCAUCCUCGGCGCGAACGGGCUGCCAAUCACCAACUCGCACAACACGCGCUCCGCCACGCUCACCUUCCACAUUCCGCACGCGUCCUCCUGUCAUGGCUUUGCGGGAUACUUUGAGGCACACCUGUACGGCAACAUUGGCCUCAGUAUCCACCCCGACACGGCCCACCGCGUCUCACCCGACAUGUUCUCGUGGUUCCCCCUCUUCUUCCCCCUGCGCGAGGCGCUGUACCUCCCCUCCGGCGCCGAGCUCGAGGUCAACAUCUGGCGUCUCACCGAUCACAAGAUGAAGCGCGUGUGGUACGAGUGGAACGCCGAGGUCUACCUCCCCGUCACGAGCCAGGUGCACCACUCCAACCACGAGCAGCAGCCGCCAAAUGUCGGCCGCGUCAAAAUCGGACAGUCCGUCCUGCACAACGCUGGCGGGACACACUAUUGGGUCGGUCUCUAG